CCGCCGCUCCCGCCCCGCUGGCCCCCGGCACCCGCAGGGUGGCACUUGGCUCGCUGCCAUCAUCAGUUGGAUUCGGGGGUAAGGCUGCUGGCCGGGCGUCCUGGAGAGGGGCUGUGGGGGAGCUCUCCUGUCCCCAGGAAGCGCCAUGGGCCCCCCUGGACGCCCUCACACCACCUAGACACGUCUCCAGCCAGCAGCACCUCCCAACCCCCAGGGCAGCAGGAUGGCCCAGCAGCGCCAUGCCAUCCCCCCGCCGCUCAAGACGGAGGAGGAUUACAUCCCCUACCCCAGCGUGCACGAGGUGCUGGGCCGGGAGGGGCCGUUCCCCCUCAUCCUCCUGCCACAAUUCGGGGGUUACUGGAUUGAGGGCACCAACCACCAGCUGAGCGGGGCCCCCGACUCGCCCCCCACCCCAGUACCCGGCACCCGGGCAAAGCUGGAGGGCAACCACACGGCCAAGAUCUACCGCAAGCACUUCCUGGGCAAGGAGCACUUCAACUACUACUCCCUGGACCCGGCGCUGGGACACCUGGUCUUCUCCCUCAAGUACGACGAGCAGGAGCACCUCCACCUGCUGCUGCGCACCCGUGCCCGCACCCUGCACGAUGUGGUGCCCAUCUCCUGCCUGGCCGAGUUCCCCAAUGUGGUGCAGAUGGCCAAGCUGGUGUGCGAGGACGUCAACGUGGAUCGCUUCUACCCCGUGCUCUAUCCCAAGGCAUCCCGCCUCAUCCUCGCCUUUGAUGAGCACGUGCUCAGCAACCACUUCAAAUUUGGGGUCAUCUACCAAAAACUGGGGCAGACCUCCGAGGAGGAGCUUUUCGGCACCACGGAGGAGAGCCCGGCCUUCGCCGAAUUCCUCGACGUUCUGGGUCAGCGGGUGCAGCUGCGGGACUUCAAGGGGUUCCGAGGGGGGCUGGAUGUGACCCACGGACAGACGGGCAGCGAGUCAGUCUACUGCCACUUCCGUGACAAGGAGAUCAUGUUCCACGUCUCCACCAAACUGCCCUACACCGAGGGGGACGCCCAGCAGCUACAGCGGAAGCGUCACAUCGGCAACGACAUCGUGGCCAUCGUCUUCCAGGACGAGAACACCCCCUUCGUCCCCGACAUGAUCGCCUCCAACUUCCUCCACGCCUUCGUGGUGGUGCAGCUGGAGCAGGGGGGCACCCAGGGCACCCUCUACAAGGUCUCCGUCACCGCCCGUGACGACGUGCCCUUCUUCGGCCCGCCGCUGCCCGACCCCGCCGUCUUCAGGAAGGGCCCCGAGUUCCAGGAGUUCCUGCUGACCAAGCUCAUCAACGCCGAGUACGCCUGCUACCGCGCCGAGAAGUUCGCCAAGCUGGAGGAGCGGACGCGGGCUGCGCUGCUGGAGACGCUGCACGAGGAGCUGCAGGCGCGCAGCCAGGCCAUGCUGGGGCUCAGCCCCGACGACGAACGGCCCGACAACGGCGGCGCCGCCCCGGGCUUCUUCGAGUCCUUCAAGUCGCUGCUGGUGCCCGGGAGCCGCCGGGGACGCCGCGGCAGCGCCAUCGGGCUGGGCUCGGUGGAAGAGGUGGGUACCUCGCUGUCCCCCCUCGGUGUCUCCCCGAUCCCCGGUGUCCCCCCGGUUAACGGCGCCCCGCAGGCGCUGCUGGUGCCCGGGAAGAGCCCGUCACGGCGGCGGCCCGGCCCCCUCGGCUCCCGCCGCUCCAGCGCCAUCGGCAUCGAGAGCAUCCAGGAGGCGCCGGCCGGCAGGGACGGCCCCGGAGCCGCCGACGGCUCCAGCUCCACACACAGCUCCCCCGAGAGCCGCCGGAACCCCGACAGGGCUGAGAAGCCGGAGCCGCCGGAUUUCUCCCGCUCCUCCUCCAGCGCCAGCAGCUUCGGCAGCGCCGCGGAGGAGCCCGGCGAGCCGGGACGGGAGAGCCGCUCGCCUUCGGGGAGCCACCGCGACGCCUUCACUGAUACCCCCUGGCCGGAUGACACCCCCGGGACCCCCCCAGGCCGCCGCCCACCUGACCCCCCCUGCCCUGAGAUCAAAAUUCAGCUGGAGCAGCCCCCCCCGAACCCGGGCUCAUAGUCACCCCCCGAUCUGCGGGGGUGUCACUGCUUCACCCCCCUCUGUGUGCCACCCCCGUGCCAGGAGCUGAAGCCAUCGUCCCCGGUGCAGGAUUUGGGGGGCCCCCCAACAAAAAUUGGGAUGUGCCCCCCCCUCCAGACAAUCUCUGUCACCCCAAAACCCCUUUGGGUGAGGGGGUGAUGCACCACAAAGGGGCCUCCCCUCUGCUGUGACCCCAGAAUGAAGAGUGGGUCCAACCCCAGCAUCAUCCCCUCCCCGAUGAAAAAAGAGGGGACUCAAAUCCAGGGUAACCCCAAAGUGGAGCUCCCUCUCCCCCCCUUUUAUUUUAAGGGACAAAAGUUCCGGAAUGUGCUGGAGGCUGGAACUGGGGGGAGGGGGAGGAAUAUUUUUUCACACCCUCCCAAACUGUGUUUCCCGUGAGUCCUGUAUAAAAUAAAGGUUUAUUUAUCGCUACUGUGGGGUGAUCUCCAAUAUCUAGGGGCUCCCCAAAACCCCAAACAUCAGUGGGAACUAUAAAAACACUCCUUUUGGGGAGACAUUUAACCAAAUGUUGGGGUUUCACAGCAGCCAGGCCAAGCAAAGCCUUUCUUUGAUGGUCCCUUUUUAGGGGUGCUGCGAGUACCCCAAAAUACGGCAGGCAGUGCUCUCACCGCCCCCCCCCCACCACCACCACCUAGAGUGCCUCUUUCAGCUCUGCUGGCCAGCCCGGCGUCAGGAGUGGCUUUUGGCCACGACCCCGUGGCCACCGGCGUCCUGCCAACCCCCCGGCCAAGGGAGAGUGGUUCCCACCCCCCUGAACCCCCAAAAACCACGCGGCACCCCGGGAGUGGUUAAACAUAGCCCGGCCUGCCCGAGUUCUGGGAAGUGCCAGCAGCCGGCCCCGAUUGGGAUCUGGCACUGCCUGGGGAGGAAAGGGGGGGUCAGAGCCCCCCAAAUCCUGCCCUGGUGAGGUCAGAGCCCCCCAAAUCCUGCCCUGCUGAGGUCAGAGUACCCCAAAAUCCUGCCCUUGUGAGGUCAGAGCCCCCCAAAUCCUGCCCUGCUGAGGUUAGAGCCCCCCAAAUCCUGCCCUGCUGAGGUCAGAGUACCCCAAAAUCCUGCCCUGGUGAGGUCAGAGCCCCCCAAAUCCUGCCCUGCUGAGGUCAGAGUCCCCCAAAAUCCUGCCCUGGUGAGGUCAGAGCCCCCCAAAUCCUGCCCUACCGAGGUCAGAGCCCCCC
This is a messenger RNA of Serinus canaria (Common canary), 3273 nucleotides long. RefSeq names its product RAP1 GTPase activating protein (gene RAP1GAP). Bases 224 to 2059 code for a protein of 611 amino acids. Gene Ontology annotation, molecular function: GTPase activator activity. The transcript is spliced from 20 exons. The record is from RefSeq and is a predicted model, not a curated record. NCBI's taxonomy places the organism in Eukaryota, Metazoa, Chordata, Aves, Passeriformes, Fringillidae. Gene Ontology annotation, cellular component: cytoplasm; membrane. Gene Ontology annotation, biological process: regulation of small GTPase mediated signal transduction; activation of GTPase activity.